UGUGUGAGACAAGCCUGGCCAAAGAUGACUCCUCUGGUGAUGUGGCUUCUAUGUUACCCCUUAUCUGUUGCCACUCCUGUUAACUCGAGCCCUGAUCCAGCCUCUUCCCUGCUGGGCAACUUUGAGCCCAAUUUCCAGGCUGAUGGAGACUUCAUCAUUGGAGGACUUUUCCCCAUGCAUUACAGUGUUGAGCCACCAGACCAGAACUUCACUUACAAACCAGCUGCUCCACAAUGUCAGGGAUUUGAUCCCAGAUCAUUCCGCUGGGCCCAAACAAUGAGGCUGGCUGUUGAGGAGAUCAAUCAGAGUCAGAACCUGUUGCCUAAUUUCACUCUGGGAUACAAGAUCUUUGACUCCUGUGCUGCAGAUGGACAAAGGGCAGCUCUGGCAGUUCUGAAUGGACCUGGUUUAGCCCAGAGUGCCGUUUGUUCUGGCACUGCUCCUGUUUUGGCUGUUGUUGGAGAUUCUGGGACUCUUGUCUCCAGAACUUUACAGCCCUUCAGAAUUCCAAUGAUAAGUUAUUGUUCAACGUGUUCCUGUCUUAGCAACAGGAACGAAUUCCCAACAUUUUUUAGAGUAAUUCCUAACGACGACUACCAGGUAAAAGCCAUUGCAAGCCUCCUGCUCCGAUUUGGUUGGACUUGGGUUGGUGUUGUCACUGAUGAUGAUGAUUAUGGGAGAUUUGCUUUACAGGGCCUUUUGAAGGAAUUCAAAAACACUAGUGUGUGUUUGGCCUACCAGACAAUGAUUCCCAAAGUGUACAGUCAUGAAGGAAUCCUUGAAAUCCUUGAUGUGAUGAAGCACUCCACUGCAAGAGUCGUUAUCAGCUUUGCUGCUGAAGGGGGGCUCUACCCCUUAUUUAAAGAGUACAUGGAUCAGAACAUCACUGGCAUCCAGUGGAUUGCCAGUGAAGCCUGGGCAACAGCAUCGGUAUUCGCAGGCAGUGAAUUCUACCCAUUUCUGGGUGGCACCAUUGGUUUCGCCGUCAGGCAGGGGCAGAUUCCUGGUUUUAGAGACUACCUGAUAAAUGUAAACCCAUUGAAGUACCCUAGUAACCCCCUGGUACACGAGCUUUGGGGUGCCUUGUACGGUUGCUCCCUCUACCCCUCCAGUAGCAGGACCCAGGCCUCUUCCCCGCUGUCCCCCUGUUCAGGACUGGAGCCCCUGCAGGAGCAGCACUCUGCCUACCUGAACACCUCCAGCCCUCGUUUUUCCUACAAUGUGUACAAAGCCGUGUACGCCAUCGCUCACUCCCUGCACAAUCUCAUCAGCUGUAAGCCUGGGAAAGGGCCCUUCCACAACUCCUCAUGUGCUGAUGCCACAAACAUUCAACCAUGGCACGUUCAGCAGUAUCUUCAAGAUGUUGUCUUCACUAUUUCUGGAGAAGAUGUUGAUUUUGAUGCAAAUGGAGAUUCAAUUCCUUCAUAUGAUCUGAUCAAUUGGCAAAGAGGAGCAGCUGGAAAUAUUGAGUUUGUCAAUGUGGGUCUCUAUGACGGUGCAAAGGAUAUUGGGAAGGAGUUGUUUAUCCAGGAGGAGGUGAUCAUGUGGACUGGCCAUCAAACUGAGGCAAGCCAUAAACAGUGCAUAGUGUUUGUGUCUGUGUGCAGUGAGAGCUGUGCUCCAGGAAGCAGGAAGGCUGUCCGUCGUGGGGAGCCUCUGUGCUGCUUUGAUUGUGUACCAUGUGACGACGGCAAGAUUAGCAAGGAGAGGGAUUCAAUAGAUUGCGCAUCUUGUCCUGAAGAUUACUGGUCCAAUGCAGCCAGAACUGAAUGCAUACCCAAAGCGAUUGAGUACCUCUCCCAUGAUGCAAUGGGACUGACCCUGACUGUGGUAGCCGUAGUCGGAGCCUGCCUCACCAUCGCUGUUCUGGCAGUAUUCCUCUACCACAGGAACACUCCGAUUGUCAAAGUCAACAACUCAGAGGUGAGCUUCUUCAUCCUGCUCUCUCUGACUCUGUGUUUCCUGUGUGCACUGGUGUUCAUUGGAGAGCCUACAUCAUGGUCCUGCAUGCUGCGCCAUACUGCCUUCAGCAUCACUUUCUCACUCUGCAUCUCCUGUAUCCUGGGGAAGACUCUGGUGGUGCUGGCUGCCUUUACAGCCACCAGGCCUGGAAACAACCUCAUGAAAUGGCUGAGACCCAAACAGCAGAGAUUCAUCAUCACUGCCUGCACCUUUAUACAAGUGAUAAUCUGUGCAGUAUGGCUAAUCACUGCUCCCCCUUUCCCAAAUAAAAACAGUCAGUACCACCGGUCCAGAAUAAUCCUGGAGUGCAGAGUGGGUUCUGAACAGGCCUUCUGGUGUGUUCUGGGAUACAUUGGUCUCCUGGCUGCUCUGUGUUUUAUUCUGGCCUUUCUGGCCAGGAAACUGCCAGGCAAUUUUAAUGAAGCCAAAUACAUCACCUUCAGCAUGCUGAUCUUCUGUGCAGUGUGGCUUGCCUUUGUACCAGCUUAUGUCAGCUCACCUGGAAAGUUCACUGUAGCUGUGGAGAUAUUUGCAAUUCUAGCAUCUAGUUUUGGCCUACUGCUUUGCUUAUUUGCUCCAAAAUGCUACAUUAUUUUACUGAAGCCACAGAAAAAUACCAAACAACAUCUGAUGGGGAAAGUUGUUACCAAAUCACUGCAGUGUGUGAGACUAGCCUGGCCAAGGAUGACUCCUCUGGUGAUGUGGCUUUUAUGUUACCCCUUAUCUGUUGCCACUCCUGUUACCUCAAGCCCUGACCCAGCCUGUUCCCUGCUGGGCAACUUUGAGCCCGAUUUCCACGCUGAUGGAGACUUCAUCAUUGGAGGAAUUUUCCCCAUGCAUUACAGAGUUGAGCCACCAGACCAGAACUUCACUUACAAACCAGCUGAUCCACAAUGUCAGGGAUUAGACCCCAGAUCUUUCCGCUGGGCACAGACCAUGAGGCUGGCUGUUGAGGAGAUCAACCAGAGUCAGAACAUUCUGCCUAACUUCACUCUGGGAUACAAGAUCUUUGACUCCUGUGCUACACAAGCAUCAAGACAAAGGGCAGCUCUGGCAGUUCUGAAUGGACCUGGUGUAGCCCAGAGUGCUGUGUGUUCUGGCACUGCUCCUGUUUUGGCUGUUGUUGGAAAUGCUGGAACUCUUGUCUCCAGAACUUUGCAGCCCUUCAAAAUUCCAAUGAUAAGUUAUUCUUCAACGUGUUCCUGUCUUAGCAACAGGAAAGAAUUCCCAACAUUUUUUAGAGUAAUUCCUAAUGACGACUACCAGGUAAAAGCCAUUGCAAGCCUCCUGCUCCGAUUUGGUUGGACUUGGGUUGGUGUUGUCACAGAAGAUGGUGAUUAUGGGAGAUUUGCCUUACAGGGCCUGUUGAAGGAAGUAAAAAACAGUGGUGUGUGUGUGGCCUACCAGAAAAUGAUUCCCAAAGUGUACAGUCGUGAAGGAAUCCUUGAAAUCCUUGAUGUGAUUAAGCACUCCACUGCAAAAGUCGUUAUCAGCUUUGCCGCUGAAGGGGAGCUCUACCCUUUAUUUAAAGAGUACAUGGAUCAGAACAUCACUGGCAUCCAGUGGAUUGCCAGUGAAGGCUGGGCAACAGCAUCAGUAUUUGCAGGCAGUGAGUUCUACCCAUUUCUAGGUGGCACCAUUGGUUUCACCGUCAGGCAGGGGCAGAUCCCUGGUUUUAGAGACUACCUGAUGAACGUAAACCCAUUGAAGUACCCCAGUAACCCCCUGGUGCACGAGCUGUGGGGUGCCUUGUACGGUUGCUCCCUCUACCCCUCCAGCAGCAGGACCGAGGCCUCCUCCCAGCUGCCCCCCUGUUCAGGGCUGGAGCCCCUGCGAGCGCACUCUGCCUACCUGAACACCUCCAGCCCUCGUUUUUCCUACAAUGUGUACAAAGCCGUGUACGCCAUCGCUCACUCCCUGCACAACCUCAUCAGCUGUAAGCCUGGGAAAGGGCCCUUCCACAACUCCUCAUGUGCUGAUGCCACAAACAUUCAACCAUGGCACGUUCAGCAGUAUCUCCAAGAUGUUGUGUUCGCUAUUUCUGGAGAAGAUGUGGAUUUUGAUGCAAAUGGAGAUUCAAUCCCUUCAUAUGAUCUGAUCAAUUGGCAAAGAGGAGCAGCUGGAAAUAUUGAGUUUGUCAAUGUUGGUCUGUAUGAUGGUGCCAAGGACAUUGGGAGGGAGCUAUUUAUCCACGAGGAGGUGAUCAUGUGGACUGGCCAUAAAACUGAGGCAAGCAGUAAACAGUGCAUAGUGUUGGUGUCUGUGUGCAGUGAGAGCUGUGCUCCAGGAAGCAGGAAGGCUGUCCGUCGUGGGGAGCCUCUGUGCUGCUUUGAUUGUGUACCAUGUGACGACGGCAAGAUUAGCAUUGAGAGGGAUUCAGUAGAUUGCACAUCUUGUCCUGAAGAUUACUGGUCCAAUGCAGCCAGAAUUGAAUGCAUACCCAAAGCGAUUGAGUACCUCUCCCAUGAUGCAAUGGGACUGACCCUGACUGUGGUAGCCGUAGUCGGAGCCUGCCUCACCAUCGCUGUUCUGGCAGUAUUCCUCUACCACAGGAACACUCCGAUUGUCAAAGUCAACAACUCAGAGGUGAGCUUCUUCAUCCUGCUCUCUCUGACUCUGUGUUUCCUGUGUGCACUGGUGUUCAUUGGAGAGCCUACAUCAUGGUCCUGCAUGCUGCGCCAUACUGCCUUCAGCAUCACUUUCUCACUCUGCAUCUCCUGUAUCCUGGGGAAGACUCUGGUGGUGCUGGCUGCCUUUACAGCCACCAGGCCUGGAAACAACCUCAUGAAAUGGCUGGGACCCAAACAGCAGAGAUUCAUCAUCUCUGCCUGCACCUUUAUACAAGUGAUAAUCUGUGCAGUGUGGUUGAUCACUGCUCCUCCUUUCCCAAAUAAAAACAAUCAGUACCACCGGGCCAGAAUAAUCCUGGAGUGUAGCGUGGGUUCGGAACAGGCCUUCUGGUUUGUUCUGGGAUACGUUGGUCUCCUGGCUGCUCUGUGUUUUAUUCUGGCUUUUCUGGCCAGAAAACUGCCAGGCAAUUUUAAUGAGGCCAAAUACAUCACCUUCAGCAUGCUGAUCUUCUGUGCAGUGUGGCUCGCCUUUGUACCAGCUUAUGUCAGCUCACCUGGAAAGUUCACCGUUGCUGUGGAGAUAUUUGCAAUUCUAGCAUCUAGUUUUGGCUUACUGCUUUGCUUAUUUGCUCCAAAAUGCUACAUCAUUUUAUUGAAGCCACAGAAAAACACAAAACACCAUCUGAUGGGAAAAGUUGUUACCAAAUAAAACAAUGAUGUUUUCUGUAAUAAAUCGAGCUGUAUUCCAUACUUGG
Messenger RNA from Anguilla rostrata (American eel), 5287 nucleotides. RefSeq lists its product as uncharacterized. The record is from RefSeq and is a predicted model, not a curated record. Gene Ontology annotation, molecular function: G protein-coupled receptor activity. Gene Ontology annotation, cellular component: plasma membrane. Gene Ontology annotation, biological process: G protein-coupled receptor signaling pathway. Lineage: Eukaryota; Metazoa; Chordata; Actinopteri; Anguilliformes; Anguillidae.